AUGUCGCGGUCGCUUCUGAUUCUUUUCUACAUCGGGCUGCUGGCCUUGAGCGCCGCAGCGUCCGACUACUUUGAGCGACUGACCCUGACCCCCCUGCCACUGGGCGCUCUUCUCGCGUCCUUCGACUUCCGUGCCAACGAAACAAUUGCAAAUUAUGAGACGGAGAACUACAGAUACUUUCCCCGCUCGCUGGGUCAGGCUCUGAGACAUGCCGGCACGAAAGAACUUCAUCUGAGAUUCACUACCGGACGGUGGGACCCUGACACUUGGGGCGCACGACCAUGGAAUGGUACGAAAGAAGGUGGCACAGGAGUUGAGCUAUGGGCUUGGAUCGAAGCAGCUUCGGAAGAAGAGGCUUUUGACAAAUGGACGAUUCUGACGCAGUCCCUCUCGGGUCUGUUCUGCGCGUCAUUGAACUUCAUUGAUUCAACCAGGACCACCAAACCAGCCUUGUCCUUCCAACCCGCAGGCACGUACGAUGGACAGAAUGAAAACCUCCAUUUUCUACAUGGUGUGCUUCCGGGCGAAGUCGUCUGCACAGAGAACUUGACGCCGUUUAUCAAGCUACUGCCAUGUAAGGGGAAGGCGGGAAUCUCCAGUCUUUUGGAUGGUCACAAGAUCUUCGAUGCCUCCUGGCAGAGUAUGGCCAUCGACGUUCGGCCCAAGUGUUCGGACAGCGACCCAGAGAAAUGCCUCAUGGAAAUCAGCCAGACGAUCGAUGUGGUCCUUGACAUUGAACGUUCCAAACGCCCUCGAGACAAUCCGAUCCCGAGGCCAGUUCCAGCUGAACAACUGGUGUGCGACGAGACGAAACCAUACCACUCUCAAGACGCGUGUUAUCCUCGAGACAUGACUGACGAGAUUCCCUGGUCCUUGAAAGAAGUAUUCGGACGAACAGUGGCAGGGGUUUGUCCUCUAGUCGAAACUGAAGGCCCAGAAGCAAAGUCCGUAUGCUUGAACGUGCCACAUGAACGAAUGGUCUUGAUUGGAAUGAGUGGAUUCGAGGUCAAAUCUGAGCCAGGGCAGCCCGAGUCGAGGUGCUACCAAUUGAUGCAAUUCGAAGAGUUCGAUCUUGAGCUUCCGCAGCAGACACUCAGCACCAACCCCAACCUUGGCCAUGAAUUGUUGCGGGCCGAAAGGACCAUAACAGGCCACGGGGCGGCUCGAGGAGGUAUGCGCACCAUCUUCACCAACCCGUCACCAACGGACCCCGUGGAGUUUGUGUAUUUCGAGAGUCUGCCUUGGUUCAUGCGGCCCUUCAUGCAUACCCUAAAAGCACAGAUUACCCAAACCGACUUUCCAUUCCAGUGGCAGAUCAUCAAGGAUAUGCAUUACCGACCCGCCGUUGAUCGGAAACGGGGGACUCAGCUUGAACUGGUCAUGUCGGUGCCUCCUGCCAGCACCGUCAUGCUCACCUACGACUUCGAGAAGGCAAUUCUACGAUACACCGAGUAUCCGCCAGAUGCGAACCGUGGAUUCAACGUUGCUCCGGCCGUGAUACGCAUAUUAAACAAUACUAGUGCGGAUGAACCCUCCAGUGACAUCUACAUCCGAACGACAAGUCUGUUGUUGCCACUGCCCACGCCCGACUUUAGCAUGCCAUACAAUGUCAUCAUCUUGACGAGUACAGUGAUGGCUCUCGCUUUUGGAAGCAUCUACAAUCUGUUGGUCCGGCGUUUCGUGGGUGCGGAUGAGGUAGGCGAGCCCAGGCUCCGAGGUCUGGUUAAAAGGCUACGGGCCCUGAUUGUGAUAUUAAAGGAUAGAAUCAUAGGAAAGAGAGAGAAAGUAGAGUAG
Exophiala dermatitidis NIH/UT8656 is the source of this 1794-nucleotide messenger RNA. Its product is annotated as phosphatidylinositol glycan, class T. Gene Ontology annotation, cellular component: GPI-anchor transamidase complex. The record is from RefSeq and is a predicted model, not a curated record. Lineage: Eukaryota; Fungi; Ascomycota; Eurotiomycetes; Chaetothyriales; Herpotrichiellaceae. The transcript has a single exon. The coding region runs from base 1 to 1794 and encodes 597 amino acids. Gene Ontology annotation, biological process: attachment of GPI anchor to protein.